Molecule: messenger RNA, 3156 nt
Organism: Leopardus geoffroyi (Geoffroy's cat)
Lineage: Eukaryota; Metazoa; Chordata; Mammalia; Carnivora; Felidae
Gene: PPP3CB
Product: protein phosphatase 3 catalytic subunit beta
Exons: 15
Coding region: 111-1715 (534 amino acids)
Biological process (GO): calcineurin-mediated signaling
Cellular component (GO): cytoplasm; calcineurin complex
Molecular function (GO): calmodulin-dependent protein phosphatase activity; calmodulin binding
Source: RefSeq, a predicted model, not a curated record
GAAAGAGGGUCCGCCAUGUUCCCCGGCGGCGCCGCCGCUUGGCUCUGGUAGCCGCCGCCCCCGCCCCCAACCCCGCCCGGCCCAGCGCCUAGCCGAGCCCCGGGCCCAGCAUGGCCGCCCCGGAGCCGGCCCGGGCUGCACCGCCCCCACCCCCGCCCCCGCCGCCCCCUCCCGGGGCUGACCGCGUCGUCAAAGCUGUACCUUUUCCCCCAACACAUCGCUUGACAUCUGAAGAAGUAUUUGAUAUGGAUGGGAUACCCAGGGUUGAUGUUCUGAAGAAUCACUUAGUAAAAGAAGGUCGGGUAGAUGAAGAAAUUGCACUUAGAAUUAUCAAUGAGGGUGCUGCCAUCCUUCGGAGAGAGAAAACCAUGAUAGAAGUAGAGGCUCCAAUUACAGUGUGUGGUGACAUCCAUGGCCAAUUUUUUGAUCUGAUGAAACUUUUUGAAGUAGGAGGAUCACCUGCUAAUACACGAUACCUUUUUCUUGGUGAUUAUGUGGACAGAGGUUAUUUUAGUAUAGAGUGUGUCUUAUAUUUAUGGGUCCUGAAGAUUCUUUACCCAAGCACAUUAUUUCUUCUGAGAGGCAAUCAUGAAUGCAGACACCUUACUGAAUAUUUUACCUUUAAGCAGGAAUGUAAAAUUAAAUAUUCAGAAAGAGUCUAUGAAGCUUGUAUGGAAGCUUUUGAUAGCCUGCCUCUUGCUGCACUUUUAAAUCAACAAUUUCUAUGUGUUCAUGGUGGACUUUCACCAGAAAUACACACACUGGAUGAUAUUAGGAGAUUAGAUAGAUUCAAAGAGCCACCUGCAUUUGGACCAAUGUGUGACUUGCUAUGGUCCGAUCCUUCUGAAGAUUUUGGAAAUGAAAAAUCACAGGAACAUUUUAGUCACAAUACAGUUCGAGGAUGUUCUUAUUUUUAUAACUAUCCAGCAGUGUGUGAAUUUUUGCAAAACAAUAAUUUGUUAUCGAUUAUUAGAGCUCAUGAAGCUCAAGAUGCAGGCUAUAGAAUGUACAGAAAAAGUCAAACUACAGGGUUCCCUUCAUUAAUAACAAUUUUUUCGGCACCUAAUUACUUAGAUGUCUACAAUAAUAAAGCUGCUGUAUUAAAGUAUGAAAAUAAUGUGAUGAAUAUUCGACAAUUUAACUGUUCUCCACAUCCUUACUGGUUGCCCAAUUUUAUGGAUGUCUUCACAUGGUCUUUACCAUUUGUUGGAGAAAAAGUGACAGAAAUGUUGGUAAAUGUUCUGAGUAUUUGCUCUGAUGAUGAACUGAUGACUGAAGGUGAAGACCAAUUUGAUGAACGGCUCAUAUAUGGCAAUAAAAAAGUAGGUUCAGCUGCAGCCCGGAAAGAAAUCAUAAGAAACAAAAUUCGAGCAAUUGGCAAGAUGGCAAGGGUCUUCUCUGUUCUCAGGGAGGAGAGUGAAAGCGUGCUGACACUCAAGGGCCUGACUCCCACAGGGAUGUUGCCUAGUGGAGUGUUGGCUGGAGGACGACAGACCCUGCAAAGUGCCACAGUUGAGGCUAUUGAGGCUGAAAAAGCAAUACGAGGAUUCUCUCCACCACAUAGAAUCUGCAGUUUUGAAGAGGCAAAGGGUUUGGAUAGGAUCAAUGAGAGAAUGCCACCCCGGAAAGAUGCUGUACAGCAAGAUGGUUUCAAUUCUCUGAACACCGCACAUGCCACUGAGAACCACGGGACUGGCAACCAUAGUGCCCAGUGACCCACGGCUUCCCAGGGACUCUCACAUCUCGGGCCCCAAAUGGACAGAUCACCCCCAGGAUCUGGAGGGGUCGGCCAAGCUGACUGUAAAUGUCACAGUCCCUCUGGAGAAACCAUUGUGCUUUUGAGACCCCAGCCCCCUUCCUGGAUGGAGGCUUGAGGGCCCUGGGACAUGCUGUACUAUCUGAUAAGAUCGGGUCAUCGCUGCCAAGGUGGAGAGCAGUGAGCAAGGGGCUUGGGGCAAUUUCCAGUGGAGGGCAACUACACCUCCAUUUAUGCUUGUGGUUCACACAUUUAAGUUUACAAAUGAGAUUUCUUUUUCCCCUCAGUAGAAUUAGAUUUUGUUUUUUAACCAUGACUUCAAAUGCAAUCCUAAGAGCUAAUGUGGACUUUUUUUUCUCAUGAAAUGUCUUUAAAGGAUGAAUUAGCAUGGUCUUAAAAUACAUUUCUGAGGUUGCUAAGCUGUAUUUUGAAUUAUGGGCAAAAUGCUGAGAAACCCAGUUGGCAUUUAAACAAAAUGCUGACCUCAGGUCUAUAGUUCUUAAAUGUGGCUAAUUCUGUAAUAUAGCCUUGGUAUUUUUCAAUUAUGAAUGCAUAACCUAUUUCUAGGCAGACUCUCUUACUUGAACACAAAUCCAAAAACUAAUUUAGAAUCUUUUUUGCCCAGAUCUUUUGAAAUUUACACCCCAGAGAUUUAAGAAGAAAACCUCUAAAUUUCAAAAUUAUGAAGAAUUACAGAAUUACUCAUUUAAGGUACUUUAAAAGAAGUUUGUACAUUGUCAACGUAAAUUUUACUUCAAAUCAUGUCUGUAAAACUUGACGUAUUUUGUGUAUGCAUGUUUUCAUUUUGCAAAUAUUUAAUAUAUAGACCUAUGAUGUACAGGUACGACAUGUAUAGGUUACCUAGAUGUUAUGAGAAAUUUUAGUUUAUUGUGAGUACUCAAGUUGCUUAAAUAGCCACCAGGGUGAUUUGCUGCUGGCUUUCUAUCAUUUUUAUGUUUUGAUGCAAAGGAAAUUUUAAAAAUGUUCUGGAAGUGUUUUUGAUUAAGCAAUGCAGCAUAGAAGCAAUGGUUCUGUUCAAUCAUUCAGAUGUUAGUGGAAGCAUAAAAGUCAAGAUUGCAUGUUGAACAUUUUCCUUUGAUAGUUACAGAACUGCUUGGUUAAACUAAAUGGAACCAUGUGCUAAUUUUUCACAAUUAUUGACCUGUAUUGAUUGCCACUGUAGUUUGAUAUUUCCCUUUACUUUGGUGGCCUGCUUCCCUCAUGCCCUGGAAUACAACUCAGAGCUCCAGGCAGCGGAACCAUCUAUUGUUUUGUUUGCCAGAAAGUGCACCCUGUAUGGUCUCCUGUCUAAGUUGGAAAUAUUAUGCAUGUGCAGGACUAUUCGAGUAUUUUAUAAACAGUAGCACACAAUAAAUUCCAUGCAUGGGCCGCUGCUCCUA